CAGGGGGCGAUGUUUCUAUUCUACAGCUGUGACUGCGGCUCAUCUGGUCUGCGGCUGCGUUAAAAGUAAUUCGACCCUCAAACCCGGAUGUAACCAACGCCUAACCUGUCUGAAGAAAAACCAUGCAGACUAUAAAAUGUGUUGUGGUAGGGGACGGUGCAGUAGGAAAGACCUGCUUACUGAUCUCCUACACAACCAACAAGUUCCCCUCAGAAUAUGUGCCUACGGUUUUUGACAAUUAUGCAGUGACAGUGAUGAUCGGAGGAGAACCCUAUACACUCGGUCUAUUUGACACAGCAGGUCAGGAGGAUUACGACAGGCUUCGUCCUCUCAGCUAUCCUCAAACAGACGUGUUCCUUGUGUGUUUCUCUGUCGUCUCACCAUCUUCAUUUGAAAAUGUCAAAGAGAAGUGGGUUCCUGAGAUUUCUCACCACUGCCCACGCACACCCUUCCUGUUAGUGGGCACACAAAUGGACCUGCGGGAAGACAGUAACACGAUCGAGAAACUGGCAAAGAACAAACAGCGCCCCCUAUAUCCUGAGAGCGGAGAGAAGCUGGCCCGCGAGCUCAAGGCUGUCAAAUACGUAGAGUGCUCUGCCCUGACACAGCGAGGGCUUAAGAAUGUGUUUGACGAGGCCAUCCUGGCGGCCUUGGAGCCUCCUGAGACCAAAACCAAGAGAAAGUGCAUUCUGCUAUAGAUGAACAACAACAGUGAGAGAUAUGAUGGUUUAAGAAAUAGAUGAGGUGAAUCAAAACAUCACAAAGAGCAAUGGCCAUGUUGAAAAAAAAAAAAGGACAUAAGCAAAAGGGGAAGGAAGGUACAAUGCCGUUGAGACUUAUUCUAAUACACGUGUACACUGAUUGUGCCUUCUGAAUAAACUUUGAAUGAGGCUGAGGGAGCAAAACUUCAGCAUUCAGUAAAUGUCACCUAUGUCCUUUUUUGUGAAAGCUUUUAAAAUUGCAGUGUUUUCUCUACAAAUAUUCAGGUGGGGCAGGCCCCCCCUGCCUGCCACUGUUGCUCCAUUUAAAAAAAACAAAAAGAGAGAGUGAGAGAUUAUUUUAUCUAGUUGCCUUUGCCCUCUUCUGUCUUUUUCUCUACUUUUUCUUUGCUUUACCUAUUGGGGUUUUUUUUAGUGAACUUUGGUGAGUACAUUUAAAGGGGCAAUUUAUUGUAAAGUGGUACUCUAUUUGCUUUCUUUUUUGAUCACGUUAGAUUGAAUUUCGAAAGCACAAGAGAUUUAUUGUCACUCCAAACAAAGGCAGAUGUCCGUGAUGGUUACUUUCUUCCAAUUCCCAGAGACUUUUGGGGAGGCUAAGUGCAUUUUCACCAAUUUUCACUUCUUCAGUUGACUCAUGAAUUUCUAUUUUAUUCUUCUUUUGUGUAUAUUGUAUUAAUUCUGUGACUCUGUUUUGGGAAAAAUUUUAGCAGUUAUUCAUUUUGAAACUUGAGUUUUUAUUUUAUCAUGAUUUUUUUUUUUUUUUUUAUUGGUAGACCACCAACUUUGAGCGACUGAUAAUAUAACAAAUUAAGUUGUAAUAUUUUGAAUAGAUCUUGAUCUUGAUAGAGAUUGAGAGGAUAACCUUUGCUAGUAAAAUUCUGGGUGUUUGUAAUCACAGGAUAUUUUUAAUAAAAUGGUUUAAUGACA
Messenger RNA from Scatophagus argus, 1646 nucleotides. It is a transcript of the gene cdc42l, whose product is annotated as cell division cycle 42, like. Gene Ontology annotation, molecular function: GTP binding; GTPase activity. NCBI's taxonomy places the organism in Eukaryota, Metazoa, Chordata, Actinopteri, Scatophagidae. The transcript has 6 exons. The record is from RefSeq and is a predicted model, not a curated record. Gene Ontology annotation, cellular component: dendritic spine. Bases 123 to 698 code for a protein of 191 amino acids. Gene Ontology annotation, biological process: modification of synaptic structure; small GTPase-mediated signal transduction.